AUGGUUCUACCUGGUUCCGUUCACCUACCGCAUCUUAAAUCUCUUAAACUUCAAUCAUUUUCAUUUGAUAAUGAAGAUUUAACUAAUGAGUUCUUUGCACAAUGUCCUUCUCUUGAAUUUUUGGGCUUGAUAUUAUGCAAAUUUCUUCAUUUGAAUGUUAGAAUUUCUUGUCCUAAUCUCAAGCACAUUGAAAUCUUUAGACCCACAGAGAUUUGUAUGAAUGGUCUUCACUCAGACAGUGGCAAGGUCACAUUAUGUGCCCCAAAUCUCUCAUACUUUAAGACAAAUGAUUACAUGUCAACAGACUACUCUCUUCAGAACUUAUCUUCUAUAGUCAUUGCUGAUAUAUUAGUCACAAGUGUCCGAAAAAAUGAGGAUGCACCAGAGCUUCCUGUAGGGGUUAAAGAGUUGUUUGCUAAACGUAUGAUCCACUUCUUGAGAGCGGUUCACAAUGUCAAAGUUCUUAAGUUGUCAUACUCGUCUCUUGAGGUAUAA
Molecule: messenger RNA, 495 nt
Organism: Papaver somniferum (opium poppy)
Lineage: Eukaryota; Viridiplantae; Streptophyta; Magnoliopsida; Ranunculales; Papaveraceae
Product: putative F-box/LRR-repeat protein At3g59160
Exons: 1
Coding region: 1-495 (164 amino acids)
Source: RefSeq, a predicted model, not a curated record